Messenger RNA from Closterium sp. Yama58-4, 948 nucleotides. NCBI's taxonomy places the organism in Eukaryota, Viridiplantae, Streptophyta, Zygnematophyceae, Desmidiales, Closteriaceae. The record is from the annotation of a GenBank genome assembly.
AUGCCUAGAGCACGGUCUGAAAUGUGGGACCACGUGAAGGAGGUAACUGACAACGACGGAAAAGUCGGCUAUGUGUGCAUUCACUGCCCUAAGGACAAACCCACUGUCAUUCCUGCAAGCGCUACACGAAUCAGAGACCACAUUUUAGGGGUCGAGAAAGCGUUACGGGUCUCUGAAUCUGUUGCGGUCCAGAACUUUCUGAACGCAUUGAAGACAGAGACGGAAGAACUCGUGCGGCCCUUGACAGAUUCUUGGGCAACGACGUCGUGCACCAUCUCAGUCGACGGAUGGUCGUGCUUGAAGAGUCGCGGCUUGGUGUGUGUGCUGGCGCACAGCGACACUGCACCAGUGAUUGUCAACAUUGUCGAUUCCAAGCUGUCGAAGAAGACAGGUUCAUACCUGUCUGAUCUCAUAAGGACGUCAAUCGUGAAGGAGGGGGACAACAAGGUGAUUCAGGUGGUCAUGGACAACGCAAGUAAUAACAAGAGUGCUGCCGCAAUUCUCAGUGAGGGUUACCCGUCGAUUUUCUUCACCAAUUGUGCUGCCCAUUGUCUCGAUCUCAUGCUCCACGACAUGGGUAAGAUCGGCAUUGUGAAGAAAGUUCUCACCCAGGUCCAUCGCAUUGUGAUGAUGGUCAAGGGAAGUGCGAGCGCUGUUGCCCUUUUCCGCACGAUCUUCAGCAAGCUUGAGCUUGUUCGGCCAGGUACCACCAGAUUUGGCACGCAGGUGAUCAUGGUCACCCGGUUCUUGGAGGUCAAGGAACAGCUUCGUCAGCUGGUCAUCAGUGACCAAUGGAAGGAGGUGGCAGUGUCUAAGACCGAAGAUGCGAAGAAAAUCCGGAAACUCCUUCUGGAUGAUAUCUUCUGGGAAUCGGUCAAAUCAGUGGCAGAAACUGAUGAUUGCCGAUCUACAAUGUGCUACGAGCAGUCGACACAAGAGCUCUUGUGA